Molecule: messenger RNA, 348 nt
Organism: Blumeria graminis f. sp. triticale
Lineage: Eukaryota; Fungi; Ascomycota; Leotiomycetes; Helotiales; Erysiphaceae
Source: the annotation of a GenBank genome assembly
AUGCAGCUUCUCAGCGCUACUAGAACCGCGGCGUUGGCCGGUCUAUUACUACAGCUACUAACCGCUCAUGGAUACCCACAUUAUCAAUGUGAACAUGGCGAACUCUUAAGUGUGCAAGAGAUUAUAGACCUUUCAGUGAAUGUUAAGACUAGACAUAACCAGGACGACCAUCCAGCUAUUCCCUCGGGCCAACCAUGUAAAUCGUAUACCAUCUCUGGUCCAGCGGGUCCAUAUGACGAAACUUUACUAUAUUACCUAAUCCAAGUAUAUGGGCAACCUCCAAAAAUCCAAUUCUCUCAAAAAACAGAAAAUGGAUGGAAACAGUGUAGCAUAAUAAAUCUUGUUUAA